AUGACUGUGACAAAUACCCGGCCGGGAGAUCGCCACCACGAGUCUCAAGGCCGGCUUGGCCACGGAGAGCUUCUCGAGCGUCCAUUCCCUACUGUCACUGCCGCCUUCUAUCACCAUGCGAUAGUCUGUCCGGAUGCCACAGCCGUUCGUGAUCUCUCGGGAUCUCCGAGGGAGCUGACCUAUGCGGAACUUGCUGGACGAGCUCAAAGCUUGGCCGCCCAACUCAGAGCUCAAGGGGUAGUCCCUAACUCGAGGAUCCCACUUGUCGUCAAACGAGGGCUAGACAUGAUAGUCGGUAUCUGGGCGAUUCUAUCCUGCGGCGCCCAAUACAUCCCUCUCGAUGGUGGCGUUGUACCUGAUGAGACGAUCCGUCGGAUUCUGGAGGAGUCUAAGUCGGGUGUCGUCCUUUGUCUAUCCUCGACCAAGCAUCGCAUCACCACUCAACAUCCAGACCAGACCGUUGUUGUCAUUGACGAAGCCAACACCACAUCUUUCGAUUCUAAUCAAGGCGACUAUGUCGACCUCUCAACACCAGAUGGGGGCUGCUACGUGAUAUACACAUCCGGAACCACAGGACAACCGAAAGGAGUCGAUGUAACACACAACAAUGUCGCCAAUCUGGUGUGCCUCUCUCCCGGAAACCUAGGGGUUUCAACCGGGACCUGUGUGGGAUCGCUUCUCAACAUCAGCUUUGACAUGGCGGCAUGGGAAAUCUUUUCUUGUUUAUGCAACGGAGGAACACUUGUCCUCCGAGGCUCCGACUGGGAGCCGACUCUACAGCAGAUUGACGUCUUGAUCUGCACUCCCACGAUCCUUUCCAAGUACCAUCCUACUCAGUUCCCCAGAAUAAAAACGGUCGCUACAGCGGGUGAGCCGACCACCAAGGGUCUUGCCGACCUAUGGGCCACCCACGGCACGUACUGGAACUGCUGCGGCCCGACCGAGACAACCAUUGUCAAUACCAUGCAAAAGCACAUUGUCGGACAAGAAUUGACAAUUGGUCAGCCAACCCCAAACAACAAGGUGUACAUCCUGGGCGAGGACGGUAAGCAGCUCGGUGUGGGUGCUGCAGGUGUCAUGUGGGCGGGCGGACUGGGAGUUUCUCGAGGCUAUGUCGGACUCGAAAACAAGGCAAAAGACAAGUACAAACCGGAUCGGUUUGCCAAUGAUGGGUCCACCAUGUACAACACCGGCGAUCUUGGACGAUGGUGUCAAGACGGUUCAAUCGAAAUCCUCGGCCGGGUAGACGAUCAAGUCAAAGUAAAGGGUUUCCGCGUGGAGCUUGACGGCGUGUCCGCCUCCCUCGCAUCCGCCCCCGGCGUGUCUCGGGCGGCUGCGCUGCUGAUCAACGGGCAGAUCCAUGGGUUCACUUCGCCAUGCGGGAGCGAUGUAACCACCAUCCUCAAGCACACGCAGCAACACCAACCCUACUACGCAAUCCCGACACACCUCCACCUCCUGGAUGACCUCCCCUCAACUGCCAACGGCAAAGUAGACAAGAACGCACUCAAGGCAUUGGCAUUGGCCAAGCUAUGCAAUGCAGAGCCAUCUACACACCAUGGCGAGAAUACGAAGGGCGUGUCUGACCAUGGCGAGCUCAAAUCGCAAUCUUCCAUGUCAACUCUGUCGACUGUGGUGGAGAAACCAGACCUGCUGCGAGACUUGCCUGACAAGACGACCAACCAGCCGUUCAGGGGUCUGAGAUACAGAAUCUUCAUCGUCUAUCGCACCUUGUUCAGUCUGAUCGGGAUACUAAACUUGGCCGCAUUGAUCUGCGUGAUCACCCUUCAGCCAAGGUCUGAAUGGCUGGGUACCAUUACCGCCAUCAACCUCGCAACUGCAGUACUCGUGCGCCAGGACAGCAUGAUCAACGUCCUGUACACCGUUGCCUGCUCGGUACCAAGACAACUGCCGUUGUGGAUUAGGACCCGUUGCGCCAAGAUUUAUCACCUAGGUGGUGUUCACUCCGGCGCGGGGGUUUGUGCGACCGCAUGGCUGGUUAUCUCAACGGUCCGCGGCACCGUCUGCAAUGCAGGCUUCUGCGAAGGACACACAUCGGGCUCCCUGGCCACUCAGGUGGUAUCGUGGCUGUUGUGCGGGCUGCUGUGUUCCAUGGUGGCGACUGCAUGGCCAUCGUUCCGGAAACAAUAUCAUAAUUUCUUUGAACGCUUCCAUCGCUUCGCUGGCUGGACAGCAUUGGCCAUGUUCUGGGUGCGCAUAAUCCUUGCCAUUAACGACUCUCGGCCUAAGGACCAAGACCUCGGCCUGGCAGCUGUCAGGAGUCCAGACUUCUGGCUCCUGGUCGUGGCAACCUGCAGCAUCGCCUCCUCAUGGUUCUUCCUUCGCAAGGUGCCGGUCGAGGCAGAAGUCCUCUCCGACCAUGCAAUCCGGCUGCACUUUGACUACACCGUGCCCGUAAAUGGAAGCUUCACGCGCAUCUCGCGGCGACCCUUGGUCGAGUGGCACUCGUUUGCGACCAUCCCCAACCCAGAGGCGACUCAUCAUGCCAAAGGAUACUCGCUAGUGGUCUCCAACGCCGGCGAUUGGACGCGUUCCUGUAUCCAGAACCCUCCCAGUGCGCUGUGGGUGCGUGGUGUGCCGACAUGUGGGGUGAUGCGUGUCGCAACUCUGUUCAACCGCAUUGUGCUUAUCGGCACGGGGUCUGGAAUUGGGCCACUGCUUGGACAUAUUACCCGGCAGUCAUGUCCUACCCAGCUGAUCUGGUCCACGCCACGGCCAGAGGAGACCUUUGGCAAGGACAUCGUUGGCCUAAUCCGCAGCCAUGUUCCAGACGCUAUCAUCCACGACACCAAAAAAGAGGGUCGACCGGACCUUGUUCGAAUGGGCUACAACAUGGCCAAGUCCUUUGAUGCCGAGGCCGUGAUUGUAAUCGCCAACGAAAAGAUAACAAAGAAGAUCGUAUACGGUCUCGAAACGCGCGGCAUACCGGCGUACGGAAACAUGUUCUCCCUGCGAAGGAUAGCGACGACGGCGGCGCCUACUAUUAGCCGUCAGGGUCUUCAGGCUACAUCUGCAAGGAUAAGACUGUACUCCCAGUACCCCAAUGCCGUUGGCCCAUUGUCCUAUGAUCUACAUCACCCACGUCGUCCUUAUACCACCUGGAGGCAAGACCCAAUUCUCUUUCUUCACGGACUAUUCGGAUCCAAGAAGAACAACAGAACCAUCAGCAACGUCCUAGCCCGGGAUCUUGGACGAUAUGUGUACUGCUUGGAUCUCAGAAACCAUGGCGAUUCGCCUCACAGCCCCCAGCAUGACUACCUUUCCAUGGCCGACGAUGUAGCAGCGUUCAUCGAAGAACAUCGUCUCAUGCGCCCAACAAUCAUCGGCCACUCAAUGGGCGCCAAGACUGCAAUGACUCUCGCCCUGCGCUCUCCGGAACUUGUGGCCAACAUCGUAGCCGUUGACAAUGCCCCCGUAGACAUGACGCUCAGCAGGGACUUUGCCAAGUACGUUCGCGCCAUGAAGAAGAUCAACGACGCAAACGUCACCCGCCAGGCCGAGGCCGACAAGAUUCUGAGCGAGUACGAAGAGUCCGUCGCCAUCCGGCAGUUCCUGUUGGGCAACCUGUAUCAACCCCCAGGCGAAAAGUUCCGCAAGUUCCGCAUCCCUCUGGACAUCCUAGCCAAAUCUCUAGACAACUGCGGAGACUUUCCCUACAAAGACCCCAACGAGAUCCGAUUCGAGAAGCCCGCCCUGUUUGUGCGAGGCACCAAGAGUAAAUAUGUUCCGGACGAGCUUCUCCCCUUGAUCGGCCAGUUCUUCCCCAAGUUCCGUCUCGUCGAUGUAGACGCCGGGCACUGGCUCAUUUCUGAGCAAUUUGAGGCCUUCAGGCUAGGUAUGUAA
Molecule: messenger RNA, 3864 nt
Organism: Fusarium vanettenii 77-13-4
Lineage: Eukaryota; Fungi; Ascomycota; Sordariomycetes; Hypocreales; Nectriaceae
Gene: NhNPS13
Exons: 12
Coding region: 1-3864 (1287 amino acids)
Source: RefSeq, a predicted model, not a curated record